ACUAGACAAGGACGUGUGUUUGGUAUCCUUGUCUUUCUUACAGAUCACAAGUUAGAGAAUCCAAGCCAAAAACCAUUGAAAAGGUCAAGAGAAACUGAUCAAUGGUGGCUGGUAAGGUAAGAUUAGCAAUGGGUUUGCAGAAAUCAUCUUCGAACCCAAAGCAUGAAACUUCAUCCAAACCGCCAUUUCCAUCUCCAAGUUCAGGUAACAAAACCACCAACACUUCCCAAAAAGCCGGUUUCUCACGUUCGUUUGGUGUUUAUUUCCCUCGAUCCUCCGCCCAAGUCCAGCCUCGUCCACCCGAUGUCACCGAGCUCCUCCGCUUGGUGGAAGAGUUGAGGGAACGAGAGUCCGGGCUCAAAACCGAGCUUCUCGAGCACAAGCUUUUGAAAGAAUCGGUGGCCAUUGUUCCCGUCCUGGAAAAUGAGAUCGUCGUUAAAAAUGCGGAGUUGGAACGAGCUUUGGAAGAGGUCGAGAGGUUGAGGAAAGGAAACGAGGUGUUGAAAACGGAGGUGGAGGAGAUGAAGGGAAAGAUUGAAGAAGAAAAGGUGGAGAGGGAGAAGAAAGUGAUGGAAAUGGAGGAAGAGAUAGCGGAGCUGAAGAAAACGGUGUCGUCUUGCUCUGAUCGUAAUAGUAAGGCGGAGAUUACGGCGGAGAGCGACGAAUUGAUUUCGACUUCGCAGCAGUUUCAAGGGUUAGUGGAAGUUGGUGCCAAGUCUAAUCUGAUUAAGAAUUUGAAGAGAUAUAAUCAUAACGGUAAAUGUACGAACGCCAUUGUUUUUAGUGUUUUGAAUAAUGAGAAAGCUCAGAGCAUGGAGUUCAACACAGAGGAAUUUGAAUCAGAGAGACGCGGUCACUCGGCGUCUAACUCGGAAGAACUCGUUGAGUCGACUAGUGUUAACAUCAGAUCUCGUGUUCCUAGAGUUCCCAAACCACCCCCCAGACCUUCGUCGUCGUCUUCAACCUCAUCAUCCAAUGAUUCCACAGAGAAGCAAACUUCUCCACCACCACCACCACCUCCUCCGGCACAAGUGGCAGCAGUCAAGCUAGUUGCACCUCCUCCACCGCCUCCUCUGCCUAUAAAGGCAAUUGCGCCGCCGCCUCCACCGCCGCCUCGGAAGGGGACGAGGACAAUUGCGACAAACGUGAGGAGAGUACCGGAGGUUGUGGAGUUCUAUCACUCGCUUAUGCGUAGGGACUCCAAAAGAGAGGCCGGUGGCUGUACCGUGCCGGAUGCUUUACCGGCAACCGCCAUUUCAAGGGAUAUGAUCGGGGAGAUCGAGAACCGGUCGGCUUACUUGCUGGCGAUAAGGACAGAUGUGGAAACACAAGGAGAUUUCAUAAGGUUUUUGAUAAAAGAAGUUGAGAAUGCUGCAUUUACAGAUAUUGAAGAUGUUGUUCCUUUUGUUAAAUGGCUGGACGAUGAGCUCUCCUACUUGGUGGAUGAAAGGGCAGUGCUAAAACAUUUUGAUUGGCCAGAGAAGAAGUCAGAUGCGUUGCGUGAGGCGGCGUUCGGGUACUGUGAUAUCAAGAAACUAGAAUCCGAUGCAUCGUUGUUCCGUGAUGAUCCCCGGCAACCCUGCGCCCCAGCUCUCAAGAAGAUGCAGGCUUUACUUGAAAAGCUAGAGCAUGGCGUUUACAACCUAUCCCGAAUGAGAGAAUCAGCUGCAAACAGAUUCAAAGGAUUCCAUAUCCCUACGGAUUGGAUGCUUGAAACCGGAAUUGUAUGUCAGAUGAAGCUAGCGUCGGUGAAAUUAGCGAUGAAGUACAUGAGACGAGUGUCUGCAGAGCUUGAAGCAGUUGGGGGUGUACCCGAAGAAAAGGAUCUGAUCGUUCAAGGUGUUAGGUUUGCAUUCCGUGUGCAUCAGUUCGCCGGAGGAUUCGACGUGGAAACGAUGAAGGCUUUCCAAGAGCUGAGAGACAAAGCCAGAACGUGCCAUGUUCAAUACCAAAGCCAAUAGGAAUUAAUAUCUGAUAGCAGACUCAGCUUCAGAAUCCCAGUUUUCAUUGUAAAUAGAGAAAGAAAAAAAACCAUGCAUGUUUGUGAAUACAAUUGCCAGCUGCUAUAAUUGAUCAACCGAUUCAAUUCA
This is a messenger RNA of Hibiscus syriacus, 2090 nucleotides long. RefSeq names its product protein CHUP1, chloroplastic-like. The transcript is spliced from 6 exons. Lineage: Eukaryota; Viridiplantae; Streptophyta; Magnoliopsida; Malvales; Malvaceae. The record is from RefSeq and is a predicted model, not a curated record. Gene Ontology annotation, biological process: chloroplast organization. Bases 102 to 1961 code for a protein of 619 amino acids. Gene Ontology annotation, cellular component: chloroplast outer membrane.